Molecule: messenger RNA, 1164 nt
Organism: Aspergillus eucalypticola CBS 122712
Lineage: Eukaryota; Fungi; Ascomycota; Eurotiomycetes; Eurotiales; Aspergillaceae
Exons: 2
Coding region: 169-1164 (331 amino acids)
Biological process (GO): error-free translesion synthesis; error-prone translesion synthesis
Cellular component (GO): nucleus
Molecular function (GO): deoxycytidyl transferase activity; DNA-directed DNA polymerase activity
Source: RefSeq, a predicted model, not a curated record
CCUUCAUCCAUCCCAUUCAAUCGAUAAGAUAAAACUCACCCGAUAACCAACAUCACAUGACCGAUAAGAAACUCUGGUAUCCCCUCCAACCACUAAACAAAAACACACACCAACAAUAACUUCACACUUCCCUCACAACUCUCUCCACAGAAGAUACACUACUCUGCAAUGCCACCUCCCUCCAAACCUCCCCCCCUCCCUACAAACCACCUCAACUUCGAUACCUGGAACUCCUCCUCAACAGGCCACCAAAUCGCCGACCCCGGAUCCUCCCGCGGAAAUACCUCAUGGCGCGAGACCCGACGAGAGAAACUCACCAGACAGUUCGGGGCGGGCAGGGGGGAUUGUACAUAUGACAGUGAUGGGGAGAAGAAAGGGGAGUGGGUUGUGACCCAGAUACCUGCAGAAUUGCAGAAGAAGAAGGAGAAUGGAAGAAGAAAUCAGCAGCAGAGGGAUAUACGGAGUAUGUUUGGGAUGUCGAAACCGAUUCCUCAUUCUACUACUACUACUACUACUACUUCUGUUGUAUCUUUUUUCAAGCAGGGGUGUGAGAUAUCGUCAUCAUCAUCAUUGAAGAGAGAUGCUACGUCAUUGGAUAAUCUUGAACAGGAGAAGACGAAGAAGAGGAUAAGAAUUGAUCAUCAAGACAAUAAUGGGAAUAAAAUAACAGACACAAACACAGACACAGAAUCAAUAUCAAGGAGAGAAAAUAAUGCAUCUACAUCUACAUCUACAUCUACAUCUACCAUCUUCUCCUCCCUAACCAUCCACAUAAACGGCCAAACAACACCCACCGUCUCAGAUCACAAACUCAAACAUCUUCUCAUCUCGCACGGCGCAAAUCUCUCGCUUCAUAUGCAUCGUGGAGUUACGCAUGUUAUUCUGGGGGAACCUAAUACUCCUUCUUCUUCUUCUUCUUCAAUAAAUCCGGGAAUAAAGGUAGCAGGGGCAGGGGGUGGGUUAGCAGCUGGAAAGUUACAAAAGGAGAUACAGAGGGGUGGGUGGAAGGGGGUUAAGUUGGUGAGGGUUCAGUGGGCUAUGGAUAGUAUUGCAGCAGGGAAACGUCUCUCCGAGGUGAAAUAUGCUGUUCAGUUGAGAACGAACCAGAGGAGUGUGCUUGCAUUUACGUCGUCUACAUCAAAUACCAUUUCAUCACUUUCAUAA